AUGCAUUCUCCCAUUACGUUUCUUUUCACUUUCUUAAUUGUGCUGGCUACUAUUACCGCCCGUGCUGGUGAGGAUACCAAUACAUAUAAGGAUGGUGAACCGGUACGAGUAUAUGCCAAUAAAAUAGGACCUUUGCAUAACGCCCUUGAAACAUAUGAUUUCUUCCGCACACCCGGUUGUCCUCCUGCGAGUAAUGAACAGAAGGCACCAACACUUGGACAGGCACUUGUUGGUGAUGAAUUAUAUGAACUUAAUGUCUCUAUUCACUACAAUCAAGAUGUGAAGCGUGCUGUCAUUUGUAGCUUCACACCAACGGAGGGAGAUAUAACGCGAUGGAAAGAGAUGAUUACCGGUAACUACGCAUAUCAAUUACUUGUGGAUGAACUCCCAUUAUGGGCAAUGUUCGGUAAAAUGACGAGUAAUGGGCCUAUGAUUUAUCUUCACCGUAUUUUUCAUAUUGGUGUAAAUAACCAACAACUUGUUAAUGUUACUCUUGAAACAGGGCGACUUGAAAGUCUUCGUGCUGGUAAAGCCUAUGAAUUUACAUACUCUGUGCAGUUUUCUCCAUCUCUUAUAUUAUUUGAAAAUCGCUUUGCAAAAUACAUGGAUGAAGAUCUCUUUGAACCACGUAUUCGAUGGUUCGCUAUUGCUAAUUCAUUGUUACUAGCUGUUUUUCUUGUUAUUGUGGUCACAAUGAUUCUUUCCCGAGUAAUUCGUGCGGAUUAUCAACGUAUUGAACAUGAAUUGCGAAUGCGGGAUGAGGGAAAUGAUGAUCUUGUGGACAGUACAGGAUGGAAACAACUGUAUGCAGAUGUACACCGUGUUCCCUCCUUUCCGACCUUAUUAUGUGCGUUGGUCGGUACUGGUGUACAAUUAGCGGUUGUAUUUGUUUUGGGAGUUCUUACUGCGGCUUUAUACAGUUUUCGUCGUAAACCUACACAAGGGGCAGUAACUGUAGUAGCCGUUUCAUAUGCUUUUACAGGUAUUGUCGCGGGAUUUGUCUCAUCUGCACAAUUUCUACGGUAUGCAAUGUUAAGUCCUGUAUUAUCUAAGAAAUGGAUGCGAUGUAUGGAGUUUACCAUGUUCGUGUUUCCAUUAUUUCUUCUUUCAUGUGGAACGGUAACAAAUGUUUUGGCACACCUUUACGAAUCUGCUCAAGUUGUUCAUAUGGGUGGUAUUACUUUUCUUAUUGCGUUGCUUUUUCUUGGAUUCGGUCCAUCUGUGGUAGCUGGAACUCUCUUAGGACGAUAUGCAUAUAGGCGUUUAGCCUUAGCACCAAGAAGUCAUCGUGAUUUGCCGCAUGUAAAUCAAAUUCCUCGUCUUAUUCCUCCAGCACCUAAUGUGUUUUUAUCUACUACUGUUUUUAUUCUUCUUUGUGGGGCACUUCCAUUUGGAUCCAUUGUAUUUGAACUCUGUCUCGUCUUGAGUUCUAUUUGGUUAAACAAACUUUACUAUUUAUAUACCUUUUUAUUACUGACCUUUAUUAUCUUUUUGGUUGUUACCUGUUGUGUAUCUAUAGCCGCUACCUAUGUACUGUUAAACAUGGAAAAUCACCGUUGGCCGUGGGUGACAUUUGGAUUUGGUGCUUCUAGUGGACUCUAUGUGUUUUUAUACUCUCUUUACUUUUACACAUUCCGUACAGCAAUGAGUGGGCUAUUCAUUACUGUAUUUUACUUUACAUACUCCGCUACAUUGUCUGCGGCAGUGGCACUCACAGGGGGGUCAUUUGCGUUUCUCACCGCCUCACUAUUCAUUCGAAAGAUUUACGCCUUUGUGAAGUUAGAUUAG
Messenger RNA from Trypanosoma theileri, 1788 nucleotides. Its product is annotated as putative endomembrane protein. The record is from RefSeq and is a predicted model, not a curated record. Gene Ontology annotation, cellular component: membrane. Bases 1 to 1788 code for a protein of 595 amino acids. Lineage: Eukaryota; Euglenozoa; Kinetoplastea; Trypanosomatida; Trypanosomatidae. Gene Ontology annotation, biological process: protein localization to membrane. The transcript has a single exon.